UCUGGGCUCCCCCCUGGGUGGGUCCACCACUUUCCCUUCUCCAGCCAUCUUGCACGACACAUCCAUUUUGGGAUCCACUUCCGAGUUCGAAUCAUGGCCGCCCCACUGGAUCAAGCCAUCUGUAUGUUGGUGGCCGUCUUCCACAAAUAUUCGGGCAAGGACGGAGACAAGAGCAGCCUCAGCAAGAAAGAAUUGAAGGAACUGAUCCAGAAGGAGCUCACCAUCGGUUCGAAAUUGCAGGACAAAGAGAUCCAGGGACUGAUGGAGGAUUUGGAUCGGAACAAGGAUGAGGUGGUCAAUUUCCAGGAAUACGUUGCGUUCCUCGGCGCUUUGGCCAUGAUUUACAACGAGGCUUUGACCUGCUAGGAUGGACUGACGGGGAAACGUGGGGAGGGGGGCUGAAGUGAAACCAGCCCCUCGGGGAGAAAGGGUUGGUUACCCAAUUUAAGAAGGAAAAAAA
Messenger RNA from Protobothrops mucrosquamatus (brown spotted pit viper), 460 nucleotides. Its product is annotated as protein S100-A6. The coding region runs from base 94 to 366 and encodes 90 amino acids. The record is from RefSeq and is a predicted model, not a curated record. Gene Ontology annotation, molecular function: S100 protein binding; calcium ion binding. Gene Ontology annotation, cellular component: nucleus; cytoplasm; perinuclear region of cytoplasm. The transcript is spliced from 3 exons. NCBI's taxonomy places the organism in Eukaryota, Metazoa, Chordata, Lepidosauria, Squamata, Viperidae.